Molecule: messenger RNA, 1266 nt
Organism: Dovyalis caffra
Lineage: Eukaryota; Viridiplantae; Streptophyta; Magnoliopsida; Malpighiales; Salicaceae
Source: the annotation of a GenBank genome assembly
AUGGCUGCUAGCUUCGAUUAUUGGAAUGAUUGCGUUGAUGCCCAGGACAUGGAAGCAAUGUGGCGGGAACCUGAAGUUAGCACCGAAUGGUUAGAUGCUGGAGAGGCUAAAGGAAAUAAAGUUCACAUUUCACGGGAUCCUGAUGGACAGCCUUAUUUGACACAGACUGAGAUGAAGGCUGUAGCUGAUAUUAUUGUCCAUAGACAUUUUGAUUCACAGAUACAGCCGGACAUGAUAUGUGCUAUAGCUGAACUUGCAAGUGACAGACAGCCCCUCUCUACACGGUGGUAUGAUAAGAAAACUAAGGAGACAGCGCUGGGGAUCAUGCAAAUUUUACCAAAAACAGCAGAGUGGCUGGUCAGGGACUUAGGUUAUCGGGCAUAUGAAGUAGAAGGAAAUCCAGACAUCCUAUAUCGACCUUUUGUUAGCGUAUAUUUAGGCGCUGCUUAUCUUAAAUGGUUAUCGAACUUCGAGGAAAUGACCAUGGAAUGCACUGUAAAUGUGCCAGAAUCUUGUUCGAACAACAGAUUAAGGCCAAAUGCAACUCAAGCUAAACUUUUAGGUGUUGAUUAUAUUUAUUGGGACUCUAAAGCUUCCCCAGAAGACAUGCAAGAGAUGUGGAGUCGUUCUGAAGUCGCAAAAGAGUGGACGAAAUCUGGAGAAAAAAGAGGAAAGGUGCGCUUUUCACAUGAUAAGGACAAGAAACCGUAUCUAUCUCGGGUAGAAAUGAAGCUUGAGCUUUUAAGGUUGGAGGCUCUAGCAAAACCUAAAGGACGGUACAUACAAUCCGUCCCUCCUGCUGAGGCAAUUAAGUCAUGUAGAUUGGACGCAAUCAAAUCAGUCCUUUGUGCUCUUGCUGAGAUGGUUAGCAUGCGUUUUCUGAAUGGGGUUGGUCCGCGAACCGGAUUAAUGGGAAUUGACUACUCUACAGCUUUCUGGCUUUACAUGGAGUUGGGUUAUCGGGCUUACAGAGUAGAUUCUGCUGAUGAUCUGACCAAGCCAUUUGUGUCUAUGUAUUUUGGUGCGGCCUAUUUGGCUUGGUUAUCAGAAUAUGAAGGGAGGGAAAGAACUCCACAGUUUGUCGUUCCAGCUUAUCUUUCUGGGCCAAAGAACGUGAACCAUCAAGAGACUGGUCCCCUUUGGCUUAAAUUCGAGCAAGCUUUGAGCAAUUACGAAGACAUAAAGAGUCAGGGUGAGUUGACCAGGACAUGGUCUUCAAUUGGCAAUAUGGAUCACCCUGUGAAAUGGGUGUCAGUGUUACUUUAA